AUGGAACGAUCGAAAGCCCCCAUCAUGAUGGCCUGCUGCACCUGCACCUGCACUGGCACCGCGCUGCAGGUCCACGAUGCGAUACAGACCACCAACGACCAAACCAACACUCCAAACUUCCAGCUCGGCCAGCCUAUCGCCAGCGACACAUUGUCUUUCACUCGUACUCCCGAAGCUUUUUACAUCGACAACAUCAUCGUGCUCAAGCACAAGUCUCGUCGUUCCACCAACAAUCGAGAGGACUCUCCCACCACCGCCACGUUGACUACCCACGCGAAGCGAGUUCGAUUUGCUCCCGAGGUUGUCCAACCCUCACCACCAACACCGCGCACGCCGCGCACUCAUACGUUCCAAGAAGACACCAUGUGCACCACCGACGUCUACACUGACGUCUACCCAGACGGCCGCAGAAGCGAGUACCAGACACCAACUCUCUGCUCACACUCUCGCAACGGUCGUCUAUGCGCCAACCCCACCGUCUACAACCACACGCCUCGCUCCGUCGGCUACCCUACACAGAUGGCCUCCUCAUACCAGUACCCGCAGCACCUGCCUCCCUCGCCGCCCCUGUCCUCGCCCCGCGGACACUCUGCUGAGUCCCCCCGCCCUCGCACUGGCUCUUCGUCGAGCGACAGGAACCGGCGGCCAUCGGGUGUCUAUGUCAACGGCCAGAGAGUUGUCGACCUGAACCGCAAGCAUCGCCCCCGCGCCGAGCGCAUUGUCAUCGUCGACUCUCCUCCCACUCCCCGCACACCACCCAAGCAGUUCACCAUGCCUUACACCGCACCUCCCUCACCCAAUGCCGGAGGCAAUGUCCCUCACUUCGGAUACAGCCACGUCCCUCGCAACACUCUCCGCCCGGUAAUCGUCGAUGAGCGCCCGCGCCCACCCAAGGUUGAGAUCGAAGUCAUCGACGGAGGCCACCGCCGUCGCCACUCUUCCGACUCCCGACACAGCGCCGACGACGAGGAGCGCAAACGCCGGCGCCACGAGAAGGAACGCAAGGAACGCAAGGAACGCGAAGAGCGAGAGCGGGCUGAGGAGGACCAGCGCCGCCAACGGGUUCGUUCGCGCAUUGAGGCCCAGAACGAGCGCAUCGCGCGCCGCCCCGCCGUUCCGGUGCCUCCUGCCCCGGUCCGUCGCUCUUCUACCGGCUACGCUAACGUUCCUCUGUCUGCUGACGAGGACCUCGUUGACGCGGUCCGCCGGAUGGAGAUCAAUGAGCGACUCGCAGCUGAGCGCCGGGCUCGGGAGCUGCGAGAACGCGAGGAGGAGGAUGAGGCCCAGCGCCGCCGCCUGAUGGAGCGCAUGAUGCCGAGCCGGAGGGCAACAGUGGGCCCCGGUAGCAGACGGCACCGGGUCUCCUACGACGAUGGUGUUUACCGAUGGGAGUAA
This is a messenger RNA of Colletotrichum karsti, 1395 nucleotides long. RefSeq lists its product as uncharacterized. The transcript has 2 exons. The coding region runs from base 1 to 1395 and encodes 464 amino acids. Lineage: Eukaryota; Fungi; Ascomycota; Sordariomycetes; Glomerellales; Glomerellaceae. The record is from RefSeq and is a predicted model, not a curated record.